Molecule: messenger RNA, 2171 nt
Organism: Brassica oleracea var. oleracea
Lineage: Eukaryota; Viridiplantae; Streptophyta; Magnoliopsida; Brassicales; Brassicaceae
Product: probable inactive receptor kinase At5g67200
Exons: 2
Coding region: 73-2112 (679 amino acids)
Biological process (GO): protein phosphorylation
Molecular function (GO): ATP binding; protein binding; protein kinase activity
Source: RefSeq, a predicted model, not a curated record
UUACAUCUUUCAAAAACCAUUUCAGAAUAAUAACUGACAGAUGCUCUGCUCCGUAACACAAACACACACAACAUGACACUAUUCUUCCUCUAUUCUCUCCUCUUCCUUCUCCUCCGUUUCUCCGCCGCAUAUCCUCUCCCGGCGACGGACUACUUCAACUCCUUCUUACCAUCCGACGCCGUCGCUCUACUCUCCUUCAAAUCCACCGCCGAUCUCGACGACAAGCUUUUGUACUCCCUCACCGAGCCUUACGACUACUGUCAAUGGCGCGGCGUAGAGUGCUCUCAAGAUCGCGUCGUUAGACUCGUUCUAAAAGGCGUCGGCCUCCGUGGACGUUUCUCACCGGAGACUCUCAGUCGCCUUGACCAGCUCCGUGUUCUUAGCCUUGAAGAUAACUCGCUCUCUGGUUCGAUUCCUGAUCUCUCUCCACUCGUCAACCUCAGAACCCUAACCCUAAGCAGAAACGGUUUCUCCGGCGCUCUCCCUCCGUCGCUUCUCUCCCUCCGUCGUUUGCUCGUGCUCGAUCUCUCGUAUAACAACUUCUCCGGCGAGAUUCCGUCUGAUAUCAAUGCUCUGACGCGACUCAGUUCUUUGAAUCUUGAGUUUAACAGAUUCAACGGCGAACUCCCGCCGCUGAAUCAGUCCUACAUGACGUCGUUUAACGUCUCCGGUAAUAAACUCACCGGGAAGAUUCCGAUGACGGCGACUCUGUUACGUUUCAACGUAUCCUCGUUCUGGCCCAACGCUGGACUCUGCGGUGAGAUCAUCAACAGAUCUUGCGGCUCACUUUCUCCGCCGUUUUUCGACUCGUCUAAACCGAACGCCACGUCAUCAUCAUCUGCGUCGCAACCGCCUCAAACCGCUCAGAACGGUGAAGCAACGUUGCCGACUCUUCCCGGUUCAUCAGUGAGUAAAAAGAGCAAAAAUGGAUGGUUAGUGCUCGGUUUCACCAUUGGCCUCGCGUCGCUCGUAGUCCUCGGUCUCUGCCUCGUCGUGUACUCGCUUGUUAUCAAGAACCGGAGAGAUGAUGAAGACAACGACGUGACGAUGUUUCAACCGAAUCUAAAAGGAGAUACUACGCAACCACCAACCGAAUCUCUCACCGCACGAGCCGUUCCAGCCUCAAGUAUCAAACCGCUGAAGCGUGAAGAGGAAGUCAAGAUUCAAAUCCAAGCGCCGCCGCAAAAGAGAGUCCCAAGAAGCGGAGAUCUGAUUUUCUGCGGCGACGUUAAUGAAGGAGGAGAAGGCAUGUAUACGUUAGACCAGCUGAUGCGAGCUUCGGCGGAGCUUCUGGGAAGAGGAUCGGUAGGGACGACGUAUAAGGCGGUGAUGGUUAACCAGAUGAUCGUGACGGUGAAGAGAUUUGCACCGUCCAAAACAGCGGUUACUUCGGAUCUGGAGUUUGAGAAUCACAUGGAGAAAGUGGGUACGCUCAGGCACCCCAACCUUGUGCCAACAAAAGCUUAUUUUCAGUCGAACGGAGAGAGACUUGUCAUCUACGAUUACCAACCCAACGGAAGUCUCUUCAACCUUAUUCACGGUUCAAGAACAUCAAAGGCAAAGCCAUUACAUUGGACAUCAUGUUUAAAGAUAGCAGAAGAUGUAGCUCAAGCACUACAUUACAUUCACCAAUCAUCUGCAAAAUUCCAUGGAAACCUCAAGUCCACAAACAUCCUCCUCGGUCACGACUUCGAAGCUUGUCUCACGGAUCACUGUCUAAGUGUCUUAAUAGACUCAUCUGUCCCUCCUAGUGAUCCUGACAUCGCUUCCUACAAAGCACCUGAGAUCAGGAAAUCGGCAAACAGUCCUACGUCCAAAUGCGAUGUUUACUCGUUCGGAGUCUUCCUCUUUGAGCUGUUGACGGGUAAACCGGCUUCAAGGCAACCGUUUAUGGCGGAGAAUAAUAUGUUGGAUUGGGUAAGAGCAAUGAGGCAAGAAGAUAAGAAGUCCAAGGAAGAGAAUGGGCUUGAGAUGAUGACUCAAACAGCUUGUCUUUGCCGUGUGACGUCGCCUGAUAAAAGGCCGACGAUGAGAGAAGUGAUAAAGAUGAUUCAAGAUAUAAAGGAGAGCGUUGUGAUGACUGAAGAAAACGAUAAAUUCCAGUACUCGUAGUGUUUUCGAUCAUUAAUGGUGUACGUGUACGUGAAAAGUGUAUAUGUUCUUUUUUUUGA